Molecule: messenger RNA, 444 nt
Organism: Prunus armeniaca (apricot)
Lineage: Eukaryota; Viridiplantae; Streptophyta; Magnoliopsida; Rosales; Rosaceae
Source: the annotation of a GenBank genome assembly
AUGGCUGCACAUCGCUUAACAGUGUCAAGCCCAAGGACUGCACUCGCACAUGGGUUGGAUGGAUAUAAUUUGUUUCCAGGGCUUAACCAGGAACUUAUUUUCUCUAAUUGCCUAAAAUUAGAUCAGAAUACAUGGAACCACAUAAUGGCGGAUGCGCAGCUUAGAAUUAUGCGGGGAGUAGACUACAAUGGCUAUCUUAAUGCCACUGAGGCCUCUUUUGACUUCAACCAAGUGGAUGGUUUUAAGAGACCCGUUAAGGAUUUCCAAAAUCAGGUGAAGAGUUGUGGGCUCCGGUUGUUGUAUGGCAUGGAUGCUCAGAAAUUUGUGUUAGGGGAACAGAAAGUAGGAGAAGAUACUAAAACUACAAGAUGCCAUGAUGAGGAACAAGUAGAUGAACUACUUCUUCAAAAAAUUGGAAAUGCAAAACUGGAGGGGCAAUAUUAG